This is a messenger RNA of Pieris macdunnoughi, 999 nucleotides long. The record is from the annotation of a GenBank genome assembly. NCBI's taxonomy places the organism in Eukaryota, Metazoa, Arthropoda, Insecta, Lepidoptera, Pieridae.
AUGGCCACAAAAACCUUCGAGGUAAAAACUGAAGAGGAAAUGAACAAGUUAGACGAGCACAUAAAAGAGAAAGAAGAAUCAUACAAACGAUUUUUAUGUCAUCAGGAUCUUAACAAGGCAGACAAAAGUGUUAUCUGUGCCAGCUUUGACAUGCAGAAAGUGCUUAAUACUCCACACGGUGACAACAUGGCCCUUUAUUAUAGCCGAAAAAUAUCUGUGUAUAAUUUCACAAUUUAUGAAAGUAACACGCAGGUAGGGCUCUGUAAUAUAUGGAAUGAAAAUGAUGCCCAUCGUGGAGCAAAUGAGAUUUCGUCAUGUUUACUAAAUUAUAUAAUGGAAGUUGAUUCUCAAACUAAAAUUAAGACUUUAUUAUUGUAUUCCGAUUCCUGCUACGGACAAAACAAAAAUAAGACCGUUUUAUCUAUGUUUCGCUUUGCAUUAUCUAGGUGUGUUAAUCUUGAAGUUAUUCAGAUGAACUACUUGAUCCCUGGCCAUACAUAUAUGCCUGUAGAUAGCAUGCAUUCUGUGAUAGAACGAGCAGUGAAGAAAACAAUAGUAUGGGCUCCAUCUCAAUGGCCUACUAUUGUAGAAAUAGCCAGGAAGAACCCCUUUCCUUACAAAGUAACCAAACUUGAAGGAACAAAUUUUAUGGGAUUUGAAGAAAUAACAAAUAAUACUUUUAAGAAAAACCAAAGAAUUAAUAUUUCAAAGAUGCAUGUGGUUACAUUUAAAAGGUGUAAACCAAAUGUGAUGUAUGUGAAAAAUUCAAUGUUGCCACAAACUGAAACAAUUGAAGUUCAAUUGAGCGGACUCAAUAGUGCAAUGCCGAAAACAAAUUUAUAUUCGACUAAGUUACCAAUAUCCCAACAAAAAUAUAAUGACUUAAAAAAAUUAGUGGAGAAAAAAGUGAUUCCAAAUAUGUACGCCAAAGAAUAUUUAAAUUUUAAGUACAGCUGUAAAACAAAUGACUGUUUACCUGAAACCGAUGAAGACGACUGA